Messenger RNA from Rhododendron vialii, 2307 nucleotides. RefSeq lists its product as uncharacterized. The transcript has 3 exons. Gene Ontology annotation, molecular function: transmembrane transporter activity. The record is from RefSeq and is a predicted model, not a curated record. Lineage: Eukaryota; Viridiplantae; Streptophyta; Magnoliopsida; Ericales; Ericaceae. Gene Ontology annotation, cellular component: membrane. Gene Ontology annotation, biological process: transmembrane transport. The coding region runs from base 369 to 1934 and encodes 521 amino acids.
UCGUUUUUGAGUCGUCACUAGAUAUUAGGCACUAUUAGCCUUAGGGGGAAAGUAUUCCUCAGUCAAAUAUUGACUGUUUCCAUAACCGAAACCUCAACAAUUCAAAAUCUAGAAACCGAUACCCAUUUAUCACCAACCCAGAUCCCCAUUUGUCCAAAACCCCUGCCUCCCCUCAAAUCCCACCUCUCCAUGUAACCUUUCCAUCUCCUCCUCCUCAUCCUCCGGACUCCAAUUGAUCAGGACACGAGACUCGGUUGCGUGUCCCGGUUCGGUUUGAUUGGAUUAUCUCUGCCUUCUCCGGAAAAAAACACCCGACAGAGCAUGAAUUAGAGGUUUUACUAGCAAACCCAGAAAAGAUACUAGCCGAAAUGAGACCAGAAACGGUGACUUUGAUACUGGUGAACCUGGCCGGGAUCAUGGAGAAGGCCGACGAGUCUCUCCUCCCCGGCGUUUACAAGGAGGUCGGCGCCGCCCUCCACGCCGACCCCACCCGCCUCGGCUCCCUCACGCUCUUCCGGUCCAUCGUCCAGUCAUCGUGCUACCCUCUCGCCGCCUACCUCUCCGUGCACCACAACCGGGCCCACAUCAUCGCCUACGGUGCCUUCCUCUGGGCCGCCGCCACCUUCCUCGUCGCCUUCUCCUCCACCUACUUCCAGGUAGCUGUGUCCAGAGCGUUGAAUGGGAUUGGCCUUGCAAUAGUUGCACCUGCAAUUCAGUCCCUUGUAGCUGACUCAGCAGAUGACAACCACCGUGGUACUGCUUUCGGAUGGCUACAGCUAACCAGCAACCUUGGGGCAAUUGCUGGUGGACUCCUCUCUGUGUUGAUAGCUCCAAUGACAUUCAUGGGAAUUCCUGGUUGGAGAAUAUCCUUUCAUCUUGUAGGCAUAAUCAGCGUCGUAGUGGGUAUAUUAGUUCGCCUUUUUGCCAAUGAUCCACACUUUCCAGAUAAAAGUGGCACUAAGAUUGAUGACCGAAGUCCGAGAAAAUCCUUCUGGUCAGAAGUGGAAGGCCUUGUUCAGGAAGCCAAAUCAGUUGUGAAGAUUCCAUCCUUUCAGAUUAUUGUGGCUCAGGGUGUUACAGGUUCAUUUCCGUGGUCAGCUUUGUCAUUUGCUCCCAUGUGGCUGGAACUGAUUGGCUUCUCCCAUGAGAAGACUGCAUUUUUGAUGGCUAUGUUUGUGGUUUCUUCUUCGCUUGGGGGACUGUUUGGAGGUCGUAUGGGGGACAUGUUAUCGAGCCAUCUCCCAAAUUCUGGAAGGAUUAUACUGUCGCAGAUAAGCUCAGCAUCGGCCAUUCCUCUGACAGCUAUACUACUACUAGCUUUACCCAACAAUCCCUCCACUAUGGGACCACAUCUGUUGGUAUUAUUUGUUACAGGGUUCUGCAUAUCCUGGAAUGCUCCUGCUACAAACAAUCCGAUUUUUGCAGAGAUAGUCCCAGAGAAGUCCCGAACGAGUAUAUAUGCUUUGGAUAGAUCAUUCGAGUCCGUACUAUCAUCAUUUGCUCCUCCAGUGGUUGGCUUACUGGCUCAGCAUGUUUAUGGCUAUAAGCCCAUCUCUGAAGGAUCUGAAGAUAUUGCUACGGACAGGGGGAAUGCCGCUUCGCUCGCAAGGGCACUAUACACAGCAAUUGGAGUACCCAUGGCGCUUUGUUGCUUCAUCUAUUCUUUUCUCUACUGCACCUACCCAAGAGACAGGGAGCGGGCCAAAAUGGACGCUUUGAUAGAAUCAGAGAUGCAAAUGCUAGAGUCUGAUGGUAGGCAUCCAAGACAGCAGAGUUCUCAAGUUCGGCUCCCUGAAUCGAAAGAGCUUUAUUUGGAUGAACAAAGCGUUGUUGAAAUAGAUUAUGAAGGGGGGAGAGAGAGUCUUGAUUUCGACGAUGGCGAUGAGAAGACGUUACUUUACCGCCAGUUGACAUUUUCCAAUUUCGGGAAAUAGCUUCCCGGAGGAGGAAGAGCCGGCUUGACCUCUCAAAGCUUCCAUCGCUAUGAUCUGCUCGCAUCAUUGGAAUUCUUUCGUGAAACCUCGGUUAAUACACAUCACACUGGAGAAUUACAGUUUGUAAAGAUAACAGCAAUUUCUAUAGGAUAGUCAUGAUGCUUUAGGAUUCGCGCACGAACAAGAAUCUAUCACCCGAGUAGACGAAUUGUUGUCAUCAACCAGAAACAAUUGAAAGCUGUUGGAAUUUCUAGAGCAUGUUUGGAUUUUUUAUUUCUAACCGCGAUUUUGUAUACCAUAUACAACCCUUCCGUUCGUUGUAUACAAACAUUGAUAUCUGUAGAUCUGGAAAUUUAUUUACCACUUUGCUGUC